This is a messenger RNA of Glycine soja, 1144 nucleotides long. RefSeq names its product protein LSD1-like. NCBI's taxonomy places the organism in Eukaryota, Viridiplantae, Streptophyta, Magnoliopsida, Fabales, Fabaceae. The record is from RefSeq and is a predicted model, not a curated record. The transcript has 7 exons. The coding region runs from base 203 to 727 and encodes 174 amino acids.
AAAGGUUAGAACGCGGUGAAGUUUCCUAAUCCGCGUACCCAGAAGGAAGGAAGUUAUUAUUAUACAGACAAGAGUUUAAUUUGAAGGCCAAAUCAAAAUAUUGAAAAGCCGCGAGGGAGGUUUCGUUUCGUUUCGUUCAGUUCACACAUUCUAUUCUCUAUCGAUUCCUCUUCCCUUUUUCUCAAUCCACUACACCACAGUUAUGAGGAGCCAACUUGUGUGUAAUGGGUGUAGGAGCAUCUUGGUUUACCCUAGAGGAGCAACCAAUGUUUGCUGUGCGUUGUGCAACACCAUUACCUCUGUUCCUCCUCCUGGAAUGGACAUGUCACAACUCUAUUGUGGAGGCUGUACGACAUUGCUAAUGUACACACGUGGUGCUACAAGUGUGAGAUGUUCCUGCUGUCACACUAUUAACCUUGUACCAGAAUCUAAUCAAGUCAUUCAUUGUGCGAACUGCCGGACAACACUCAUGUAUCCUUAUGGAGCUUCCUCAGUCAAAUGUGCAAUUUGUUGCUAUAUUACUAAUAUCAGUAUGACCAAUGGAAGGCUUUCAAUUCCUGUACAGAGACCAAAUGGAACAGCCAACUCUGGAACAGUAUCUUCAACUUCAUCGUCAAUGCCUUAUUCUCAGAGCCAAACUGUCGUAGUAGAAAAUCCUAUGUCUGUUGAUUCGAGUGGGAAAUUGGUGAGGAAUGUCGUUGUGGGCGUUACAACAGAUAAGAAAUGAUACUUGCCACAUGAAAAUGUUACACAAGUGUAAAGGGAACAUCAUUUGACUCGUCAACUGCUGGUGCUUGAAAAUAUUGUUCGUGUAUAUGAAAUUGCAGCUUAUAAGUUAAAGAUAUUUUUGUUCUAAAUGAGAUUUAGACUGAUUUAAUUUACAUAUAUGUAUACGAGGACCAGUGGAAAGGGCACACAACUUGUCAUUUAUUGAAUUGCCAAGGUCCUCUUUUUGCUGCAGUUGUAUCACAGGGUUUUUCGCAUCUCGAAUUACAAGUCCUAGAUGCACAUUUGAUUCCUCUUCUUUGGUGACUUGAUUUUAUUAUGCAAGCAUAUAACCUGAUAAGGUGCCUAGAGUCAACUGGCGCAGAAAUUCAAAUGUGUACACGCACUAAAUCAAAUAUCAAAGGAUUAGUUAUUGUAA